UAGGUAUGCGAUCUCGUGUUAAUAUAAGUGAAAUAUAGAAAGAAAUAUUUGCGUAAAGGAAAGAAGGAAAAAGAGGACAACGAGAAGAAGAGCAGAAGAGAAGUUUACAUAUAAGAAAACUAAGAAAUGUUCAAUAAACUUCAUUCAUUAAACAAUUUUGCGAACUGAGAAAAGUGCUAACGCAUUACCGCCUAGAUCAAUACUAAAUAUUUCGCGCGAAAUAAACCGCAAAAUUACAUGAAACUCUUAAAGCCAAAUUGGGUAAAUCACGAUGAAAAACCAAUAUUUUCGGUGGAUGUGCAUCAAGAGUGCCUUAAAUUUGCUACGGGUGGUCAAGGCAAUGAUUCCGGGCGAGUAGUUAUUUGGAAUUUGUUGCCGGUGUUAUCUGAAAAAGCCGAAUUGGAUGAGAGUGUACCAAAAAUGUUAUGCCAAAUGGAUAAUCAUUUGGCGUGCGUUAAUUGUGUGCGAUGGUCUCAAAGUGGUUUCAUGUUAGCUUCCGGUUCCGAUGAUAAACUGUUAAUGAUUUGGAAGCAAUCGAAAGGUCCAAGUGGUGUGUUCGCUACGGGUGGCAUUCAGAAGAAUUACGAAUCGUGGAAAUGUGUGUACACAUUACGCGGCCAUUCAGGUGAUGUUUUAGAUUUGGCUUGGUCACCUCAGGAUCGUUGGUUGGCCAGUUGUAGUAUUGAUAACACCAUAAUUAUAUGGGAUGUGCAAAACUUUCCGGCCAUGUUGGCGAUGCUGAAAGGUCACACUGGUCUAGUCAAAGGCAUUGCUUGGGAUCCAGUUGGUAAAUAUUUGGCGUCUCAAAGCGAUGAUCGCAGUGUUAAAAUAUGGAAAACAAGCGAUUGGACUUGCAGUAACACGAUUACUGAACCUUUUGAGGAAUGUGGCGGCACAACACAUAUAUUACGUUUGUCUUGGUCGCCAGAUGGCCAGUAUUUGGUUUCAGCUCAUGCAAUGAACGGCGGAGGACCAACCGCUCAAAUUAUCGAACGCGAGGGCUGGAAGUGUGAUAAAGAUUUUGUUGGUCAUCGUAAGGCAGUCACAUGUGUGCGUUUUCAUACAGCUAUACUUAAACGGCAAGCGCCGAAAAGUCAAAAACCUCAACAGUAUUGCUGUUUAGCGGUCGGUUCACGCGAUCGUAGCCUCUCUGUAUGGAUGACGGCACUGCAGAGACCGUUAGUGGUAAUACACGAACUCUUUAACGACAGUAUUCUCGAUUUGUCAUGGGGACCAGACAAAUGCAUAUUAUUGGCUUGUAGUGGUGAUGGUACUGUGGCGUGUUUACAAUUUUCAGAAAAUGAAUUGGGUACACCGCUCUCGGAGGAGGAUAAAAACGCUUUGUAUCAAAGAAUUUACGGUAAAAGUGCAACAAAUAUGGAAAAUGGUUCUUCCUCAGUAGCCGAUAUGGUUAUAGAAAAUUCCGAAUUAUUGCAAUGCAUUCAAGAGAAAGUCAAGCCACCCACUUUGCCUAACAUAUCGUCAUCUAAUCACAAUAAUAAUUGUGUAGGUCCAGUCAUACAAAAUACAACACUGCCCUCCUCAAAUGGACUAAUCUGCGAUAUUUCAAAUAAUAACCCCACCACAAUGAUAAAAUCCGGGAAUCUCGCGCAGAAUCCCGCAUUCGGUUCCAAUAUUUCGCCCGUGAAAGCUAUUGGUCAACAAUUAGAAACGCGAACAGCUGACGGGAAAAGACGUAUAACACCGGUGUUUAUACCUCUAAAUCAAAAUGUCCCGGAGAGUGGAAAUGCGAAUAACUUAAUUAGUUGCUCAAGAGCAACGUCCACAAUGAACCAAAGUUUGGAUAAUAGGACAAUUGCUGCAAUUGGCGCUGAAACGGGAAUCAGUAAUAACAAGGGUAUAGAAAGUACAGUUCUGCCAAAAGCCGCUAUUACCGAACAGGAAGAAGGCCGCCUGGAUUCGCGUUUAGUCAAAAGUACUAAACCUUUAAUGCAGCCGCUUAAAGUUACUCAAGACGUUUUUCAAUCAUUUCCCUAUUUCAAGCGUACGCCGACUCCUGUAACGGAUAUAAAUCCCGCCAGCUUUAUUUCACCAUCGAAAGUUUUUCAAGCUUCUACCUCAGGACCGAAAAUACCGAUAACCGUCAACACAAAAUGUGAAUAUCAAAAGACUGCUUUAGAUUACCGUGUUCACGUACACAACGGUUGUGUUCAUACCGCCACAGGUUUAUUAGCCAAAGUAACCGCCUAUAGAUUAAAUGUUGGUAAACUAUGGGAGACAUAUGUAGGUUCGCCUAUUGUCAAUUUUAAUUUUUGCUCUAAAUGCGUGAUGUUGUGCAGUUUAGAUGGCUCGAUGCGUUUACUUGACUUGCAUACCGGUAGCAUUAUAAUGCCCGCCAUUUCAUUAACAACUGCGGUUAUCCAGUGCGCUUUUUGUCCCAAAGGUCGUUUAGUGGGUGUUAUCACCGAAUGCGGUAUCUUGCGUAUUUGGAAUAUAGAGACCUGUAGUGCGGUAUUAGCUACCACCUGUUCAGAGGUUUUCGGUAAACAUGGCGCUGUUAUGCAGUUUCAUAUAACCGAGCAUGCCGUACCAUUAAUUAUGUUCGCCAAUGGCCACGCUUACUCAUAUUCACCGCAAUUAAUGUCGUGGCUAGUUUUGAAUACGAAAGAUCCAAUUAUGCGCCAUGGUCUGCAGACGUCUAUGCCCAAAGAAUUCAACAAAAAUUAUUUAUCCUAUCCUUUGACGUCUGUGCAGGCUUCCACUAAUGCGUUUGCCCAACAAACGGCGGCCAUUGAUUUAAAUGCGAAUGACUGGCAGACACAAGCGAAAAUUAUUUUCAUUGAGAAUCAAAUUAAGUUAUGUGAAGCUAUUAAUUCACCCGAAGAACUUAAGCAUUGGUACAGCAUGUUAGCUUUCCAAUUGGCAAUGAGCGGCAAUGAAAAAAAAUUAAGAUUAUUACUUAAUGACUUAUUAGGCUCACCUUCAAUAGCCGGGCUCAAGGAACGAACGCAUAUAUUGGAUAUAUCCAAACAUGAUUUAUUAGAAAACAUUUUGAAACAGUUAAAGGCACAUAUAAAAUGGCAACGUCUUUACAUGGAGUACAAUGAGUUGUAUGAAAAGUAUAAAAUUUUACGGAAAAAAGAAAUGGAAAUCGCGCCUGUAUCGUUAAAAUCUUCACAAUGUACAAUAACCUCUCAGUUUAGAUCAGUGGCAGCUACACCUGCGAUUACAAAAACCGAAACUGAAUCUUGUGCCAAAUUGGAUGAACGUAUGGAUAUGACCUAAAUACAAAGCCUCGUUGAAAAGCAGAUUUUUUUGAUAAAAAAAUCACUGCCCAGCAGUUCAUUACAGUACUCUAUACCAUAAAUAAAUUAUAAGAGAAAAACAUGAAAAGUCGAUUUUACUAGAUUAGAAGGUAAUAUCAUCUUGUGUCCAUUAAUC
Glossina fuscipes is the source of this 3402-nucleotide messenger RNA. RefSeq names its product protein HIRA homolog (gene Hira). The record is from RefSeq and is a predicted model, not a curated record. Gene Ontology annotation, cellular component: nucleus; HIR complex. The transcript is spliced from 8 exons. NCBI's taxonomy places the organism in Eukaryota, Metazoa, Arthropoda, Insecta, Diptera, Glossinidae. Gene Ontology annotation, molecular function: nucleosome binding; protein binding. Gene Ontology annotation, biological process: DNA-templated transcription; regulation of DNA-templated transcription; chromatin remodeling. Bases 238 to 3246 code for a protein of 1002 amino acids.